AAACAAAAAUUUGCUGUCCAAAAUCAACCGUUAAAAGAAAACACAACAAACGACAGAUACGAGCGCUACAACUCCAAUUCAUGUCAAUAUCAAUAGCAUUUCGUUCUCUCAAUUUGAGUAUCGAAGAUUAGUUCGUUAUUAUUCAUUCCCUUUUUCGCCCAAAUUCUAAACUAAACCCUAACCUUAAAUUCCCCUUCCUCUACCCAAUCGACGCCGUCAUCUUGUCGAAAUCAUCGAUUUGACGCGCCCUCGCUCUCCGAAGGGAAUUUUGAAGAAUGGAUUGUUGUACGAGGGUUGCAGAGCCUUGGGAUCCUGAUGCCUACUAUGCGAUUCGGCCCGAGUGCAAAGAUGAUGUUCCCAAGACCCAUUUCAAGCCCAGGACUGGAAGAACUCUCAGUACAAGAAGAUGGCAUGCUUUGUUCUCUGAGGAUGGCCAUUUGGAUAUAGCCACGGUAAUUAGUCGGAUACAACGAGGGGGUGUUCAUCCGACGGUUAAGGGAGAGGUCUGGGAAUUUCUCCUCGGGUGCUAUGAUCCUGAUAGUACUUUCGACGCACGUACUCAGUUGAGACAACAAAGAAGAUCUGAGUAUAAUGCAUUAAAGUCAAAAUGCAUGGAGAUGGAGCAAACAGUUGGCAGUGGAAGACUAGUUACAACACCGGUGAUAACAGAAGAUGGGCAGUCUGCUGAGGACCUGAGUAGUGUUUCUCCGAAAUAUAACAUGCAAUCGAAUCAGUGCAAAAAAGACGAAGUAAUUAUGGACAAAGAAGUCAUCCAGUGGAAGCUUACCUUGCAUCAGAUAGGUUUGGAUGUUGUUCGUACCGAUCGGGCUCUUGUUUACUAUGAGAGCCAAGAAAAUCAAGCAAGGCUUUGGGAUAUACUAGCCGUGUAUUCAUGGGUAGAUAAGGAUAUAGGUUACUGCCAAGGAAUGAGUGAUCUUUGUUCACCAAUAUCAAUUCUUGUUGAAAAUGAAGCCGAUGCUUUUUGGUGCUUUGAACGGUUAAUGCGAAGAAUAGUAUGUUUAUUUUUUCCCCCAAUCUUAGCCCCUCUAUAGUUUGUAUAUGCCUGUUCUUGUUUCUUAUUUCAUUUCUUUUAAUCAUCAAACAUUUCUAAUGCUUUUAUCAUGAGCCUUGCUUCUUGCUGAUAUCCAAUACCCAAAGUUAGCUUGAGGAGAAAUAUCACAACCUUUUCUUCAUCCGAUAUUGCAGGACUGUAUAACUUUUCUGAUUCAUUUAGUCAAAUUUAAUAAACAGAUAAUUCUGGUAUUUGUCAACAUUGUUGUUUAUAAUUUAAAAACAGUAAAUUGCCUUUUGAUACUUCAAUUAACAAAGCCUCUUAAUUUAUUUAAGUCGAAUAUCAGCAGAAUCUGAAAUAUUCAUGUUAAUGGUCAACUGUCAGACUUUCGUGUUAUAUGUUCACCUACAUUUUUAGUGAAAUUCUUGUGUAACUACUUCUGACUAUUGAACAGAGGAGAUUAUUUCCUUGCUGAUAUCUUGUACUUCCUAUCUUCUAAAGUUGUUCUGUAGUUAU
Molecule: messenger RNA, 1528 nt
Organism: Asparagus officinalis (garden asparagus)
Lineage: Eukaryota; Viridiplantae; Streptophyta; Magnoliopsida; Asparagales; Asparagaceae
Product: TBC1 domain family member 15-like
Exons: 7
Coding region: 276-1052 (258 amino acids)
Biological process (GO): activation of GTPase activity
Molecular function (GO): GTPase activator activity
Source: RefSeq, a predicted model, not a curated record